Molecule: messenger RNA, 849 nt
Organism: Vicia villosa (hairy vetch)
Lineage: Eukaryota; Viridiplantae; Streptophyta; Magnoliopsida; Fabales; Fabaceae
Product: paired amphipathic helix protein Sin3-like 4
Exons: 5
Coding region: 95-676 (193 amino acids)
Biological process (GO): negative regulation of transcription by RNA polymerase II
Cellular component (GO): chromatin; histone deacetylase complex
Molecular function (GO): transcription corepressor activity
Source: RefSeq, a predicted model, not a curated record
CUACAACGCAAAUCUUGGUCAUUUAUUUUUUUCGAAUCUCUAUUUUUUUUUUUCAGGAUCUUGCUGCUUCUUGUUGACUUGAAGUGUUGUUGACAUGGUUCUUGAAACGAGCAUAGAGUUUGGGCCAGGGCAAUCGGAGAUGAUAAACAGAUAUUCUAUACAACAGGGUGCUAAAAAAGCCAUGGAAUUUCUCAAUGAAUUAAAGGGUAGAUUAAUUGAAGAUAAGUUUCAUGAGUUUGGGAAAGCCUUAUUGGAUUGUAGAGCAAAAAGGAUUGAGAUUACGGAUUUCAUGGAAAAAGCUAAGAAAAUAUUAGAGGGUCAUCAAGAUUUAUUAUUGAGAUUUAACUUUUUCAUGCCAAUUGGAUAUAAGUUUAAGCUUCCAGUAGAGGUUAAACAAUCUCAGCAAAAGAAGCAUGUCAAAAUGGAAGAUGCUACAAGUUUUUUGAAUAAGAUAAGGGCUAAAUUUCAAGGUGUUGAUGACCAUAUUUACAAAUCAUGUAUAAAGAUAUUAAUUAUGUAUUAUAAGAAGCAUAUAUCUUUCACUAAAGUUUGCAAAGAGAUUACCACACUUUUGCAACACCAUCCUGACCUUCUUGAUGAGUUUCUUAAUUUUCUUCCAAAAGCUACAUCUUCUCGUUAUGUUGCUGCUCAGAACUCAGUGCACGGAGACAUAUAGGAGAUCUCAAAACUAAAUAUAUGGAAAUUUUUUAGCUUAUAAAUUUUGGAUAAGUUAAUAAAAUAUAAAGAAUGGAUUUUAAAUGUAGAUACAUCAAACUUUGUUGUAGAAAUCAGAUGUACCAGAAUUGUAUGGUUUGAAAACAAUUCCAUAGAUUUUGUCUUUAUAUUUAU